GAAGACUGGGAGACGAAAGGCAUGUUGGAACGCACCCUCGCAAUCAAGUGUCCCACAAUUGCUGAACUCCUGGCCAACACCAAACUCGUGCAGACUGCCCUGGCCCAGCCCAACGUACUAAAGCGGUUCUUCGGCGAUGACACGGACAGAAUUAACAACCUCACUUCUACUUUUGCCCGCCAGACCUUCCUCUCGACUGAUUUUGAGCUCGCCUCAAAGGCCGAAAUCGACGCGAUUGUCUCUGACUGUAUGCAGAAUCCCUCAAACUACGUGCUCAAACCGCAGAGGGAGGGCGGCGGAAACAACAUAUUCGGCGAAGCGGCUCCUUGGGGUAGUCCGCCAAAGAACAGUUAUCUCCAACUUUUCGCCUGCGCACGCCUCCGCAAUGUCCUCUCUCCAAAGCUCCUGUUUCAGUUGACAUCGGCAUGGACUGCUGAGCCUGACGAUCUUUGCCUUGCGCUCUAG
Dibothriocephalus latus is the source of this 465-nucleotide messenger RNA. NCBI's taxonomy places the organism in Eukaryota, Metazoa, Platyhelminthes, Cestoda, Diphyllobothriidea, Diphyllobothriidae. The record is from the annotation of a GenBank genome assembly.